CGUUGUUGGUAAGUCUGGAGGAAAAUGCGUUUGAUUCUAAUGGCGUUUUUUUGAUGACAAUGAGGUGUCUUUUAAUAAACAACCAAUACUGAAUUAUUUUGCUCUUACUUACUUGCUAUUGACUUGAAGAAGAAUAAAGAGUUAUUGCUAAUAAUCAACGUGGACAUUGAGAAUUAUUAAGGUUUUUGUCGCCAUUUUUUGGUAGCUGUCAAACCUAAUCAAGAGCCAAAAGGCCUCUGUAUUUAUGUGAACCAAAAUUUUAUAAGUUUACAAUCUUCUGAAGAAAGCUAUGUGGUUUUGGGUUUGUAGGUCAGUCAGUACCAAUAUGGGCAAACUUUUGUACAUAAAGUUGGAAUAAAAUUGGACAGAAUGUAAAGAAACCAAAUUAUAAAAGUGGGACGAUGUAUCGUGCCAAAAAACCUCUUCUUUCUGACUUGAAUGAACAUCUCAUUUGUAAACUCUGUAAAGGUUAUUUUGUUGAUGCUACUACUAUCGUUGAAUGUCUGCACACAUUUUGCCGAAGUUGCAUUGUUAAGUACCUGGAAACUACUAAAUAUUGUCCAGUUUGUGAUGUUCAAGUGCAUAAGUCAAAACCUCUACUCAGCUUACGACCAGACAAGAUUAUACAGGAUAUUGUGUAUAAAUUGGUUCCAAGGCUAUAUCAAAAUGAACUGCGAAGAAGGAAAGAAUACAUCAAGAAGCAUUCAGACAUUAAAUUAUCUGCUUUGGAGGAAAGUUUUGAAUCUUCACAUGGGUUAUUUCUGACUCCAGAAGAGGAACUCAGUGUUACUCUCACCUACUAUGGCUCACUAGGAAAACCAAGGUAUCUCAGAUGCCCUUCUGCCGUUUCAGUGAUGGUGCUACAAAAAUUGAUUAGAGCUAAAUUUGGCCUAUCUGAUUCUCAUCAUGUUGAUAUACUUCAUAAUCAAGAUUGCUUGAAUCCUUCCUAUACACUAAUGGAUGUUCUAUAUAUUUACAAAUUAUCAAAACUUGAAUCUUUGGAUCUCACAUAUCGGAUUUAUGAGUAUAUGGCAAAAAAAAUGAGACUGGAUAGUAAGGAAUCUGAAAGCAAAGAAAAAAUUAAUAUUUCUCCUCAACCUACCUUGCCAAACAACAAUAACUGGAAAGAAGUGCAACUUAGAAUUAGCGAAAAUGGCGAAAUGUCCAUAACUGGAAUUCAGGAUAACCUAACAUCCCAAAGUUUCAGUAAAGAAAUGAUUGAAGUUUUGGAUACAAAGCCAAAGUCGCCUAUUAUGAAUACAACCAUAAAUUCAAUAAAGAAGAAAGAAUUACCUGAACUUAAAUUCAUUCGGAAACCUCCAAAUUCAAAAUGUAUAAAUAUUUUAAGCGAAACUAUAAUACGACCAUAUUCUGUGGAGACAAGGCUAAAUGAAUGCCUUCUUACUAACCCUGGUAAAAAAGAAAGUAUUACAACAUCAUCUAUCACUGUGCCAUCAAUAAAUUCUACAACUACUACGGUAUUUACCACAGUUAAUUCUACCAAGUGUAGUGUUGGAUCUUCUGAAAAUUUGGAAGAUCAUUCUUCCGAAGAAAAAGUUGAGAAGGAAUUUGUUAAAGAAAGAGGAAAUGAUGAAGAAGUAAGGCAAGUAAAAGAAAAGUCCAUAGACAAGGGCAUUAAGAGAAAAUUUGAUCAUGAGAAUGAGCACUCUAAUAAUGAAAUCAAUACCAACACAAAAAAAAUUGAUUCUAAAACAUUAAGCAGUAAUAUGAAUGAUGAUAAAAAUACAAUAGUACAAACUGUUGAAGUUAAAUUGAAAACAGAUUUCAAUGAGUUAGGCAGAAAGUCUGAAGGACUAAAUAAUGAAGAAAAAAUACCAGUUGAUAAAUAUGAAAUUACUGAACAAUCAACAAAGAAACAUAAUUGUGCUGAAACAGAUGAGAAAUUGAAAGUCAUAUCUGACGUGUCGCAUAAUGAAAUUCAGAAAAGCAACUUAUCACAUAGAGAAAAUCGAUCUAAUUGUACUAGUAAUCAUGUUUUAAAGGAAGUUAAAGAUGUUGAUGCUAAAACGAGUACCAAUAAAAAUUGGACAAGUCCAAAUCCACUACCACCAAAGCCUUCUACAAAAUAUCAGGGAGCCUCCCAACCAUGCUACAUGCCUAAGACAUCUUUUAAUCCAGUUUUAAACAUACCUAAGCUACUUCAAAGUACUGUGAAGAAUGAGAUGAAGACAUCCUCAAAAUCAACAUCCAAUAUAAAAAAUGAGAUUAGGAUUAGCUCCUCACUCAGUUCUAGCCCUGUCUAUAGUUCAACAAGUAAUUCUAGUUCCAUAACAAAACAAAAAUUAAGUACCAAAGUAAAAUCCAAUGCACCAAUAGGAUACAAAACCUUAAAAGAUCCACCCAAAAGUUGGAAUUCGCAAAUAUCAAAAGCAAACUUGAACAAGCCUCAACCGGAUCCAAAAUAUUCGGAUCUGAAAAAUGUACGACCUCCCAAAUUCUUCAAAAUGAGGAAUAACAUGCUAAGGUUUUUGGGUAACCCAGCGUCUGGUGUUAAACCGAUGUAUUCCGUACAUCCAAGUUCAGAGCAAGAUAAGCCUCAGGAAAAAGUUGUGGAAAAUAGAGAGAUAAAAAAACACUCAAUCGUGAAAAUCGAUCCAAAAACAUUGAAACCUAUUUCUGAAAAAGCUCCGGAAACUACAAGUCUUAGUAGUCAGGUUUCAACAACUACAGAUCUGAAAAUCAACACCAGUUCUGUAUCUAUAUUUAACCCCCUCAAACUGCAAAGUAAUUCACCGAAAUCAGAAAGGAAGUCGCCAAAAAGUCCUCAAUCGCCCAGACAUAAAUCCUCCCCGUCACCUUCGCCGCCGGUGCAUAAACGAGAUCUUAAACCUAACCUCAAUUUCACUCCUCCCAACCCCUUCAUACCUAACCUUUCUUCUCAGACCAUCAACCCCAACCAGUUUUUGUGUAAUCCCGGACCUCCAGGUUUCCCAACUUAUGACCCAAGGGUAGUGGCAGCAUACAAUAAUUUGUUCUACGGUUCUGCGAUGGGCUUCUCGCCAAAUCCGCUAUCGUACCAUUUAGGUGGACUGGAUAUAACUCAACGAGGAAAAGGAUUUGAUAUUUCCAAGAUAGUGGGCAUGCAACAGCAAGCAUCUUCGAGCAAGAGUCCCUCAUCACCACAAGGUACUUCGAAAUUGGAAGUUCCAAUUGUACCACCUCAGGUGCCUUAUCAGCCUAGGCCAAACCCUAUGAGCUCGAGAACAUCUAACGUAACGUCGACAACUAAAAGGACGCAAAAAGAUAAUUCCAAAAACGAAAAGAGCCUUCAGAAUACUGUGGAAAAACUCACUUUAAGCAGAGCUAAAGAGAUUCAUAAAGCUGCAUUGAGUAAACUAAUUUCUUCAGAUGCUAUUAAUAUUGAAAGCAGUAAAGAUAAUAAAGGAGACAAGAAACUGGGUAAUAACAAGGGGAAAGAUGAUGAAGCUCAAGGCACACAACCUGUGAAUUGUAAUGCCUUGAAAGAAAACUGGAAUGAAACCAAGACAUCACAAAAGGAAGUGAAAUUAGAAAUGAGGAAAAAAGAUAAUCUAAUUUCUGCAUGUGAAAUUAAUAAUAAAAAACAUUUGAAAGACAAUUCGAAGAGUGAAAAUCGUGAUAAUUCUAGUGAGAAAAACGAUACUGAAUCAGAAAAAGAGUUAAAUAUUUCAGAGAAACCAGUAGGAGCGCUAAAACCCGAUGAGGAAGAUAGGUUGUGUAGGAAGAGGACUGAUUUGAAAAGUAUAAUCAUUGAUGAUGAUUCUCUGAAGAAAAAAAAGGUUGAGAAAGAUGAUGUAAAUUCAGUUGUCAUCUCAGACCAACAAAAUAGUGUGCACAGGUCAGACAAUAUAUUUGGAAAAAGUGAUGAUUCUAAAAAAUUAGAGAGUAAUAUUAAUGAAGCGGGUAGUGAGAAAUUAGAUGAGGUGGCAGGGAGCAAAUGAUCCACUUUAAAAUAAGUUUAUUACUUUCUAGGAUUGCAGUUUGAGAUGCUCAGGUGUUUAUUUACUUUUUAUACACAGAAGUUUACUUCUCAUAAUCUUGUACAGAAUAGUAAGUUGUUAUGUUCAUUUCCAUGUUCAAUAUGUAUAUUUUUUAGUAGAUAAUAUUUCAUUGUAUUGAUAACAUAAAUGUUAUUCAUUUUCACUGUAUCAAUAAAUUCACAAAAUCUCAUUGCUUCGCAAUAAACCUAAACAUCUCAAACUGAGAGUACAACCAGAAUAACAGCAUUUUCAUAUAUUCAAAAAUUUCUAGGAUUGUAUCACUAAUGUCAUAAUAUGUUGAUGUUGUAUUUCUGAUUAUUAGGAAUUAUUUUUGAGUCAAUAGAGAAAUUCUUAAUGAAAAUUCGUACUUCAGACAUAUUUUUAUAGUAUUCGAAAAAAUGCUUGUGAUAAUCAGAAUUUUAUGGAAAAAAAAAUACAAAAGGAAAUGGUUAUAAUUCAGUUAAAAUUUAACUUAGAUUGAGAAAUAAUGUAAGAAGAUAUGAGACUAUUAUUUAAAAUGAUAUGGAAAGUUGAUUUUAUUACAUUAAUUGAAACUUUCCAAAUAAGGCAAGUAAUUAUCAAAAUGAUUUUUUUUACUAAAGAGUAAAAGCCGAAAUUGUGUUUAUUUUGAAAAUGUCUUCCAUUAUUUCAAUUAUCGAAAAUCUGAUUGAAAUUCUUGUUAUAAGAGAAAAGAAUUAUUAUUUUUUCUAUAUUUCCUCCGAUAUUAUGGAACUACUGUUGUAUUUGUGAUUUUUCUUGAACAAAAUCAAUUCUUUAUAUGAAAAGUGCCUGAAUUAUGUAUGAUAAUAUGUGAAUUGAAAUAUCGCAAAAUGAUUUGUUGAGAAAUCCAAAAGUAGAUGAUAUUUCCAACAAUGAAAGAAUUUUUCAUACUCUAAAAUGUUCAUGAAAUCAGUGAUGAGGUGAAACACAUUCAAAUUGCUCCAGAAAUAGUUAUGUUCUGAAGAAUCAAAGCUUACAAAAGUGAUUCAGACAACUAAGCUGUUCUGUACUUAUGGUUGAUUUACAAAUAUAAAUUAAUACCUACCUAGUUUCAAAAGAGUAUAAAGUUGAUAAAUCUUGAAUCUAGUCUUUAUAGAAUCAUCACUUGACCAGUAAUGAUUUUUAAUGUUGAAUCAUUCGAAGUUUUUAAAAACUGAUAUCAGAUUCUUAAUCUAACUCAGUAAAAAGAUGAAUUUUUCUUCUAUCUACGAUGUAGCAGCUGAAAAUGUGCCUUUCCUUUAUCAUUUUUGUAGAUAAGGUUUUUGAGACACUUGCUCAUGAAAUUUUUCACAUUCACUAUAUAAUGCUCUUGGAUAUUUUCUCUAUAUGAUACUAUUUUAGUUUAUAUUUUUCAUAAAGCCCAGCCAAACACAGCUAUGUAUAUUUUAUGUAAUAAUUCUCAAAAGAAUUGAUUGAAAUUAUUAUUUGAUGAACAAAACUGCAAUUCCAAUCCUUAUGGAUAACAAUGAUUUAAAAUGUAAAUAUCGUUACAGUUAAAACAGGAGAUAUAUCGACUAUCUUGUAAGAUGAAUUACAGGUUUAUUUAACCAUAGAAAAACAUAUUUUCAAAAGUGUAACAAUUCUUUUUUUUUUGUUAUUAUCUGGACAUAGUCUAUUUCAAAAAGUAAUUUGCAGACGUCAACCAUUCAAGGCAUUUCAUAAAGCUUUCAAAACUACAUUCAAACGGCUGUGAUUCCAUUUUAUCUCCAGUUCUCAUUAAUUAUUUCAAUUUUUCGCAAUUUUUUACAUGUAAUAUGAGUAGAAUACAAUGAUUGAAUCAGUUAAAAAAUUAGUACAUUGAAUGUGUAUUUUGAAUAAACUGAAUUGUAGCCCUAAUUUUCAUGAUAUUUAAGUUAUAAUAUGGAGAUUUUAUUGAUUGAUUGUAUAUUGUAUAUAGUUUCAGCACAGAUGAUUUAAUAAAAUAUUUAUAGUU
Molecule: messenger RNA, 5913 nt
Organism: Harmonia axyridis
Lineage: Eukaryota; Metazoa; Arthropoda; Insecta; Coleoptera; Coccinellidae
Product: serine/arginine repetitive matrix protein 1-like
Exons: 11
Coding region: 402-3941 (1179 amino acids)
Biological process (GO): negative regulation of transcription by RNA polymerase II
Cellular component (GO): PRC1 complex
Molecular function (GO): promoter-specific chromatin binding
Source: RefSeq, a predicted model, not a curated record